Lagopus muta (rock ptarmigan) is the source of this 1627-nucleotide messenger RNA. RefSeq names its product interleukin-1 receptor type 2-like. The transcript is spliced from 9 exons. The coding region runs from base 81 to 1322 and encodes 413 amino acids. NCBI's taxonomy places the organism in Eukaryota, Metazoa, Chordata, Aves, Galliformes, Phasianidae. The record is from RefSeq and is a predicted model, not a curated record. Gene Ontology annotation, molecular function: interleukin-1 binding; interleukin-1, type II, blocking receptor activity.
AUUUCCGCUGUGCCUUCAGUUAAGCUCUAUAUAAGGUCCAUACCAGCAAUUUCAUUCUCACAUCUUUUCAUGAGAAACUAAUGGUUGAAAGGAUGCAGAACCACAGAUUUCAAGACACUUUCCCUCAAUCUUCUUCUUCCCAUUUCCUCUGGGAAAGAAUGCAUGGGUUCUUCUUUGCCCUGAUUACAUGCACAGUGUGUGCCUCUGCUUUCAAGCUCCAGCAAGGGAAAAGCACAGAAAACUGCCCAGAUCACACCAUGUUUUUCCAAUACUACUAUGAACUGCACGGAGAGCCUGUGGUUCUGAAAUGCCCUUCCCCCAGAUACAAACAUGUGGAUUUUUCUACAUUGACACAUAAUAUCACAUGGUACAAAAAUGAUUCAAAAACCAUGAUAUUAGGAAGAGAUGAAGAUCCAAGAAUCUGGGCAAAAGGAGAUGCGCUCUGGUUUUUGCCAGCAAGACAAGAAGAUUCAGGAGUGUAUAUCUGUACCAGAAGGAACUCCUCCUAUUGUGCUGAGGUGUCCAUCCACCUCACGGUCGUGCAGAAGGCAGCUGCUCGGGACAUCGCCUAUCCCCAGGUCCUCUUCACUUUCACCUCUGGGAAGCUCGUUUGCCCCAACCUGUGGGAGUUUACAACAAACAGGACAAACACAGAGCUCCAAUGGUACAAGGAUGCUCUGCUUCUGGAAGAUGACAGUGAAAAAUUUGUAUUUCUGAAGGAGUCGUCUUCUCUGUUCUUCACUUCUGUAUUACCAACAGACUCUGGCUACUACACCUGCAAAAUGACUUUUCCAUAUGAAGGUGACACAUAUGAAAUCACCAGAACAAUUAAACUGCAGACUCUUGAACAAGAAAAGAGAAUUACCCCCAUAAUUGUGUAUCCAACUCAGAAGACAACGUCAGCUGCUCUUGGCUCCAAGAUGACUCUCCCAUGUAAAGUAUUUGCUGGACCAAACAGCAACAUCUAUACUGAUGUGGAAUGGUUAGCGAAUGAUACCACGAUCGAUGUGGUUUACAAGCAAAACAGACUUAUGGAAGGGGAACGACAAGAAAUCACAGAAAAUGGUGAGAACUUCAUUGAAGUUCCACUGAUUUUUAAAUCUGUGGAAGAAGUGGAUUUUUACACAGAUUUUAAGUGUCUGGCCCAGAACAGAUAUGGAUCCCAAGUACUGCCAACACGGGUCAAGCAGGAAGCUGUCGGCUUGCCCUGGUACGUUGCAACAAUUCCAGUCAUGUUGGCCUGUGUCUUCCUGGCGGGAAUAUGCAUACAUAAGUGCUGGAAGCAGAGAGCUGAUAAAGGAUAUACAAUAGCAAAGGUUUAAGAUCUACUUUAUUCUCACUGCCAACAGUGAAAAGUUCAUCCUGGCUAUCUUUCAUGUGAGACACAGAGAUACAUUUUGGACCAGACAUACUUCUUUUCCAGAUGGAUGUAUUAUCAGCUUUUUUUCUUCUUCUCCAUGUCUUCCAUGAUUUGAUUAAGUUAGAAAUAUGUUUGGGGGAACCUAUUUCUAUUGUUUUGUGGCUAGGCUGUGACUUACUGCAUUUUGAAAUGCAGCGUCCCACGUACAUGCCCUUGUUAUGAGACAGGUAAGGAAAGUUAGAUUAUUUUCUCCUUUGUAUUUCCAAU